This is a messenger RNA of Sphenostylis stenocarpa, 810 nucleotides long. The record is from the annotation of a GenBank genome assembly. Lineage: Eukaryota; Viridiplantae; Streptophyta; Magnoliopsida; Fabales; Fabaceae.
AUGGAGCAGUUUGUGUGGAGGGUGCUGCCUUUGCUAACAAUCCUCGUUUCCUUCCUAGUAUUCUUUUACUUGCAGGAUUCUUACUGGGCACAGUUACAUCCUCUCGUGAAGUUGCCACAGAAUAAGUGCAGCCUUCUUCACCAUCAUCAUUUCUGGCUCACUAGCAAGCGCAUCUUGACCCCACAAGGGAUCAUUUCUGGUUCAGUGGAGAUAAAAGAAGGGAAAAUAAUAUCAGUCAUUGAGGGAUAUAGUAAGCAGGGAAAGUCUAAGCAUGAAGAGGUAAUUGAUUAUGGAGAUGCUGUUGUCAUGCCUGGCUUGAUUGAUGUACAUGUACAUCUUGAUGAUCCUGGAAGAACUGCAUGGGAAGGAUUUGAUACUGGUACCAGAGCUGCUGCUGCUGGUGGUGUAACCACAGUGGUUGACAUGCCUCUAAACAAUCACCCUACAACUGUGUCUAAGGAAACACUGAAACUUAAGCUUGAAGCUGCAGAGAAUAGAAUCUAUGUUGAUGUUGGAUUUUGGGGAGGCCUAAUCCCUGAAAAUGCACUUAACACUAGUAUUCUUGAAGGUCUCUUAAAUGCUGGUGUCCUUGGUUUGAAGUCUUUUAUGUGUCCUUCUGGAAUUAGCGACUUUCCUAUGACUACUAUUCACCAUAUCAAGGACGGAUUGUCUGUGUUGGCAAAAUAUAGACGGCCUUUAAUUGUGCACUCUGAGAUUCAACAACAUUCUAAAAAGCAUUUGGAGCUCAAUGAUAAAGGUGGUCCACGUGCUUACUUGACCUAUCUCCACACUAGACCACCUACAUGGUAA